CACGGAGAGUAUUGGACCCGAUCGAACAUCUGAUCCACAUCCGUCUUCAUGAGGAUCGAAACCGAAGAAGGGGCCUGAUCUCAUCAUAACUGUGUAGCAGUAAUCGUCGAGAUCGUUUGUCACCUCGGAUGUUCUCGGGAUAAUGUAUACGUUGACCUACGGAUUUUGGAAGUAUCUCACACAGAAAGACGAGUACUCGGUCCUGAUCCUGGGCCUGGACAAUGCCGGAAAAACCACCUACUUGGAACAGACGAAAACAAAGUUUACCAAGGGUUACACGGGCAUACGACCAAACAAGGUGACGACGACCGUUGGUCUGAACAUUGGUAAGAUCGACACGCAGGGUGUGCGAAUAAAUUUCUGGGAUCUCGGCGGUCAGGAAUCUCUGCAAGCCCUAUGGGACAAAUACUACGCCGAAUCUCACGGGCUCAUCUACGUGGUGGAUUCUUCGAGCCGCGACCGCUUAGAAGAGUCACGUAAAUCAUUCGCAAAGAUGAUCGACAACGACGCAUUGUUCGGAGUUCCGCUUCUGAUCAUUGCCAACAAACAAGACAUACCCGAAUCUGCGACGGUGACCGAAAUCCGCCACAUGUUCAGAGAAUGCAAUAUUGGCAACAGGGAGCUCAACAUUGUCGGUGCUUCCGCGCUUCAUGGCGAGGGCAUUCAAGACGGAAUAACGUGGCUUGUCGACGGCAUGAAACGAAAUCUCAGGAGACCGCCGCGGAAUGUAGAUGCCUGAGUCGGAAUCGACCGGAGAUCCUCACGAAUUGUACAUAAAACUGUUGAAUGCGUGCCUCUUUGUAUGAUUAUUGUAACGCAAUGAAUUUCGAU
This is a messenger RNA of Galendromus occidentalis (western predatory mite), 831 nucleotides long. RefSeq names its product ADP-ribosylation factor related protein 1 (gene Arfrp1). NCBI's taxonomy places the organism in Eukaryota, Metazoa, Arthropoda, Arachnida, Mesostigmata, Phytoseiidae. Gene Ontology annotation, cellular component: Golgi apparatus. Gene Ontology annotation, biological process: Golgi to plasma membrane protein transport; intracellular protein transport; protein localization to Golgi apparatus. The transcript has 3 exons. The record is from RefSeq and is a predicted model, not a curated record. The coding region runs from base 143 to 739 and encodes 198 amino acids. Gene Ontology annotation, molecular function: GTP binding; GTPase activity.